Messenger RNA from Paraphaeosphaeria sporulosa, 1482 nucleotides. RefSeq lists its product as uncharacterized. The record is from RefSeq and is a predicted model, not a curated record. The transcript has 2 exons. Gene Ontology annotation, molecular function: peptide-N4-(N-acetyl-beta-glucosaminyl)asparagine amidase activity. Gene Ontology annotation, biological process: glycoprotein catabolic process; protein quality control for misfolded or incompletely synthesized proteins; protein deglycosylation. NCBI's taxonomy places the organism in Eukaryota, Fungi, Ascomycota, Dothideomycetes, Pleosporales, Didymosphaeriaceae. Gene Ontology annotation, cellular component: cytosol; nucleus. The coding region runs from base 7 to 1335 and encodes 442 amino acids.
CCAACCAUGGAGCACUCGCACGGCGCCUCACGGCCGACCACCGCCCACCAGGACGCCAACCAGCUGGCUACCGAACUGACGGAGCGCUUUCGCCAGGUCCUCAGCACCAAGCGCAUGAACGAACUCACCUCGCGAUCCGUCCAGUCUCGCUCCGCAUCGCCAGCACCCCGAGACUUUGGCACGCCGCAGCCGCCACCCGUCCAGAACGCCCCGCCCUCGUACUCGUCGCUCCGCAACAUCCCCCUAGUACCGGAACCGCCCCAGGACGCCCGCUCGCUGCGCUUCAAGAACAUGCUCCACUCGCUCUCCAACAUGCCGUUGCGAUGGGAAAACCCCGGUUUGCUCGACGAGGCCCUGCGGGUUGUCCCGCUGGAGCAGAUAUACAGCGAAGCCGAAGAAGAGAGCCAGAUCCUCCAGGCCGAGGCCGAGAGCCUGGGCGCUGGCAAAAAAGCCGCCUGGGGCUACCAGGACUGCGUUGUCCGAGCGCUCAUGCGCUGGUUCAAACGCUCCUUUUUCUCGUGGGUGAACAACCCGCCAUGUGGCCGCUGCUACUCGCCGACGAUUGGCGUUGGUAUGGCCGCACCGCUCCCGGAUGAGCAGGCACGCGGCGCCAACCAAGUCGAGCUCUACAAGUGCUCCCUAGAACACUGCGGUGCUUACGAGCGAUACCCUCGAUACAACGAUGCCUUCGUGCUCCUCCAGACCCGCCGAGGUCGAUGUGGCGAAUGGGCCAACUGCUUCAGCAUGCUUUGCCGCGCCGUCGGAUCAAGGGUCAGAUGGGUUUGGAAUGCUGAGGAUCACGUCUGGACGGAGGUCUACUCCGUCCACCGCAAGCGCUGGGUGCAUGUAGACGUCUGCGAAGAGGCUUGGGACAAGCCUCUCUUGUACACUCAAGGUUGGGGCAAGAAGCUCUCAUACUGCAUCGCCUUCUCUGCAGACGGUGCUAUGGACGUCACACGGAGAUACGUCCGGGACGCGACCAAAUACAGCGCCGAACGCACCCGCGCUCCCGAGGCAGUCCUCCAUCACAUUAUGACCGAGAUCCGGAAUAUGCGACGAAACAACAUGGGCAAGCAAGAGAAGUUCCGCCUCGAGGGCGAAGACAUGCGUGAGGACCGUGAGUUGCGCACAUAUGUCAUCACCUCGAUCGCACAAUCCGUCAGCAAGAUCAACGCCGACGACAUCAUCAGCGGACGAGUCACUGCACGAGCAGACCCAGACGCACCGAAGGCGCUCGAAGGUCGAACGAGCGGUAAUGCCCAGUGGAUCCGUUCAAGAGGAGAACAGGGCCGUGGUACCCCCGGUCAAGAUCCUCAUAACCAGCACCCGCGAUGAGCAAUCUGCCUAUUCCGCACUCGCUUUCUACUCUACCCAUUCGGAAUCGACUCUCGUCACACUAGACCCUCCACGGCUCGGCCUUGCUUCAUUCGCUAUGCCACAGCAUUCGCUAAUCAGCCUGGGUGGAGAUGAGCUACCUCGAUA